This is a messenger RNA of Pelagomonas calceolata, 1600 nucleotides long. Lineage: Eukaryota; Pelagophyceae; Pelagomonadales; Pelagomonadaceae. The record is from the annotation of a GenBank genome assembly.
GGGCGUGUGUUGUACAGUUUCAGGUGCCGUGCGCGGUUAGGUUUUGGGGAAGGGGGCGCCCGGCGCCUAGGCCGUCAGGCCGCGGUUGCGGAGCUCGUCCAGCGCGGCCUGCGAGCCCGCGUCCGCGGCGGUCAUGAAGUAGUCGAGGGCCUUCUCGUCGUCCUUCUCGACGCCCCGCCCCUCCUUGUACAUGGCGCCGAGCUCGGCCUGCGCGUCGGCGUCGCCCGAGUCCGCCGCGCGCAUGUACCACCGCGCCGCCUCGGCGUCGUCGAUGAGCACGCCGCAGCGCCCGUCCUGGUAGCAGAGCCCGAGCCAGUUCUGCACGUCGGGGUCGCCCUGGUCGGCCGCGCGCACGAACCAGUCGACGGCGGCCUUCUCGUCCCGGGGCACGCCCUUGCCCUGCAUGAGCGCGAGCCCGUAGUUCGACUGCGCCUGCACGACGCCCGCCUCGGCGGCCUUGCGGUACCAGUCCGCCGCCGUCGCGUCGGGCUCGUCGACCUGGGCGAGGCCCUCCUCGACGGCGCCCGCGAGGCAGUUCAUGGCCACGGCGUCGCCCGCCAUGGCCGCCGCGCGGAAGUGGUUCACGGCCAGCGCCUGGUUCAUCUCGCAGCCGAUGCCCGCCUGGAGCAGCAGCCCGAGCGCGAGCCGCGCGCCCGCGUCGCCGCCGGCCGCCUGGUCGUUGAGGCCCAUGGCGUCGCACGACCGCAUGGCCCACAUCGUCGCCUCGAGCUGGGCCGCCCGCGGGUUGCCGCGCACGCCCUUGCCCUCCAUGAGGAUCGACGCGAGGUGCGCCGCGCUGAGCGCGUGGCCGAGCUGCGCGCCGCGCUUCAGGUAGCUCGCCGCCUCGGUGUAGUCGACGCCCUCGCCGAAGCCGUAGAGCCAGCGGCAGCCCUCGGCGAAGCAGCGGCCGCCGUCCGUCUCCCGCGCGGCCGCGCCGUGGACGCGCACGGACCUGCGCGAACGUCAACAGUUCACGGCGCGUUCCGGCGUCGCGUCGACGGCGAUGCCGGUUCCUCGCCGCUCGACCGAUGCCCAUUCGUAGGUGCGUACCGCUCGACCGGUACACACGCUUCGGCCGUCGAUGGGACGUAUACCGGCAUCGAAGCGCUCAUGCCGGCAUCGGCGGCGACCGGUACCGCGUUCGAUACGCGACCGGCGCCGGUACGCGGUGCGUAUCGCUCGACCGAUGCCGGUUCCUCACCGCUCGAUGGCGUGGCGAUGCCGGUACCGAGCCAGGACGGCCGCGUCACGCACUGGUUGAUUUCCACGCGGGCGAGGACUGGUGCGCGUCGUCGGGAGCGGGCGCCGCCGGCGCGAGCCGCGCCUGCUCGCGCGCGUCGCGGACUCGGCCCUUGAACGUGAGCGCGGAGCCCUCCUUCAUGCCCACGCGCUGCACCAGCACGUCGAGCUUUUCGUCGCUGCAACCCACCAGGGCCUCCCAGGUCCACUCGUCCUCGGCGAACUUCUUCGCGUAGGCCGUGGCGUUCAUGAUGCCCAUGGCGGCCAGCUUGUCCUCGAGGUCGACGCUCAUCGUCCCGCGGCCACCGGGCAGCCCGUCUCUCCCGCUCUCCUCCGCGGCCGCGGCGCUCUCCAAAUCGAG